GUUGUUAUGUCUUCCUCCUGCCUAUAAUAAUGACACUUUUUUUCACUCCAACAACUGAACAGUGACACCUAAUUCCCACAACGCCUGGGGCAUCUUAGCACCGAUCCCUCUUUGUCACAUCUCUCUAUAUAUAAGUAGCAUAAAGCAGUUUCAAACUUUCAAGGGCUUCGGGAAGUUUCGUUUUGUCUCCCGAGUGGUCGCUUCAGAGGAGGAUUCAACAGUGAGGUUUCGCGCGUUUUCGUUCGAGAUCUCUUUACUUUGAGAUUCGUUCUUCGAUCGCUUAGAUGAUCAACACAUAAAACAAGAUUCAUUCGAAAUCUCUCCAAGUUUGGUGAUUUGGAGGGAGGGUAGGUUAAGCUGUGGCAUGUUGGGAAAUCUACGUGGUACAUCCUCGAUGUACAAGCGAAUGUCAUCGAGAGAUUCUCCAACUUCAGUUGACGUAGAGGAAAAUUCAGCUUUUUUACAGAACGGUAUGGGAGAAGAGAAUACAAAUCCUUCAUGGAAACUUUCUUUUCCACAUGUACUUGUGGCUACCACAGUUUCAUUUUUAUUCGGUUACCAUCUUGGUGUAGUUAAUGAGCCACUGGAAAGUAUUUCUAUCGACCUUGGUUUCAAUGGGAAUACCUUGGCCGAAGGUCUAGUGGUUAGCACGUGUUUGGGUGGUGCUCUUGUUGGAUCUCUGUUCAGUGGUUUGGUUGCCGAUGGGGUUGGGCGUCGCAGGACUUUUCAGUUGUGUGCUUUGCCUAUGAUUAUAGGUGCUUCUAUCAGUGCAACAACCAACAAUUUGGCUGGCAUGCUUCUAGGGAGGUUUCUAGUUGGGACUGGAUUGGGUCUAGGCCCACCUGUUGCAUCUCUCUAUGUUGCAGAGGUUUCUCCUGCCUUUGUGAGGGGUACUUAUGGAAGCUUCAUUCAAAUUGCAACAUGUCUUGGACUAAUGGGGGCUUUACUAAUUGGAAUCCCUGUCAAGGGUAUUGCUGGCUGGUGGCGUAUCUGUUUCUGGGUAUCGACAGUUCCAGCUGCAAUACUUGCUCUUGCCAUGGCGUUCUGUGCAGAGAGUCCACAUUGGCUAUACAAGCAAGGAAGAACUUCAGAAGCUGAAGCUGAAUUUGAGAAGCUUCUGGGAGGAUCUCAUGUUGAAUCUGCAAUGGCAGAAUUGUCUAAGACAGACAGAGGGGAUGACACUGAUACUGUAAAGUUUUCAGAAUUGCUUUACGGUCGGCAUUUCAGAGUUGUUUAUAUUGGGUCAACCCUAUUUGCUUUACAACAGCUAUCUGGAAUAAAUGCCGUGUUUUAUUUCUCUUCAACUGUAUUUAGAAGUGCGGGAGUAUCAUCCAAUCUUGCAAACGUCUUUGUUGGAAUUGCAAAUUUAUUAGGAUCUAUUGUUGCAUUAAUUCUGAUGGAUAAACUAGGAAGGAAGGUCCUUCUGCUGUGGAGCUUCUUUGGCAUGGCAGUAUCUAUGGCCAUUCAAAUCACUGCAGCAAGUAUUUCUGGAGCUUUGUACCUAUCUGUUGGUGGCAUGUUGCUGUUUGUCUUCACUUUUGCGGUAGGAGCUGGUCCGGUUCCUGGUCUCCUCCUACCAGAAAUUUUCCCCAGCCGAAUUAGGGCAAAAGCAAUGGCAUUUUGUAUGUCAGUCCACUGGGUGUUCAAUUUCUUAGUGGGUUUGCUGUUCUUGCGAUUGCUCGAGCAACUUGGACCACAACUCCUUUAUUCUAUGUUCAUGACCUUCUGCUUUAUGGCAGUGGCUUUUGUGAGGAGGAAUGUCAUGGAAACUAAAGGAAAAUCACUCCAAGAAAUUGAGAUAGCUCUUCUUCCACAGUAACAUUAGGUUUUUCCUUUUUAGGAUUUUCACUGGCAGAAUCUGUUCUGGCCAAGUGUGGUCACAGGUUUAAGAUAUGUGUGUAUGUUUUGUAUUUUUGGUGCAGCAGCCAUAGAGGUAAAACCUAUUUAUAGGGUCAGUUUUGUUGAAGAACGAAGUACUUAAGCCAUUUCGGCUGGCAUGACAUAUUCGUUCGUUUGCAAGGAGACUGCUAAUUUAGGGAAAGCGCAGUGAGCUUUAUUUAAGUUUUUAGUGGAGAGAGAGAGAGAGAGAGAGAGAGAGAGAGCAUGGUUUCCCGUGGACAACAGAUUUUAAAGCCAAUGUAUAUUGGAGGGCAUUUCAUAUGUAGAAAGCCAAUGAAUAGUAAGAGAUUUCAGUAUCUUAGUAUGGUGAAGGUAUAGUUGUUACCUACCAUACGAGCUGUUGUUGUAUUGGGAUUUGUAUGAAGUUAAAUUUGGCCCAUUUGCAAUUGCCAACGUGGCAUUACAUGUAUUUCUUGAAUGCAGCAUGCAUAUAAUACAGUAUACCAUUGCAUGUUA
Molecule: messenger RNA, 2355 nt
Organism: Cornus florida
Lineage: Eukaryota; Viridiplantae; Streptophyta; Magnoliopsida; Cornales; Cornaceae
Product: probable plastidic glucose transporter 2
Exons: 14
Coding region: 365-1819 (484 amino acids)
Biological process (GO): monosaccharide transmembrane transport
Cellular component (GO): membrane
Molecular function (GO): hexose transmembrane transporter activity
Source: RefSeq, a predicted model, not a curated record